AUGUCCGGGGAAGACACCGCAGCACCGCAGGUCUUGGAGGACCUGCCGGGCGUCCUCAAGCUCCUCAGCGACGGCUCGGUCGUCCGCGGCGACGAAGCCGUGCUCUGGCCAGAGGACCCGUUGCCGGACGUCCCCGGCGUGCAGUGGAAGGACGCCCAGUACCACGCGCCGCGCGGCCUUAGCGUCCGCGUGUACAGGCCGUCGUCGUCGGUGACGGAAGCCGGCGGCCCUAAGCUCCCGGUGCUGGUGUACUUCCACGGCGGCGGCUACUGCCUCGGCUCCUUCGCGCAGCCACACUUCCACACCUACUGCCUCCGCGCCGCUGCCGAGCUCCCGGCGGUCGUGCUGUCCGUCCAGUACCGCCUCGCCCCCGAGCACCGCCUCCCCGCGGCCAUCGAGGACGGUGCGGCUUUCCUCUCCUGGCUGCGCGACCAGGCCGAGCUCGGCGUUGGCGCUGACCCCUGGCUCGCCGAAACGGCCGAUUUUGGCCGGACGUUCAUCUCCGGCGCAUCGGCGGGCGCCAACCUGGCCCACCACGUCACGGUCCAGGCCGCCUCGGCGCAGCGAGACGUCCACCCGGUGCGCGUCGCCGGGUACGUCCUCAUCUCUGCGUUCUUCGGCGGCGCCGAGCGGACGGCGACGGAGGCCGACCCCCCGGCGGACGUGUCCCUGACGGUCGAGGGAUUCGACAUGUUCUGGCGCAUGUCGCUGCCGGUGGGGGCGAGCAGGGAUCACCCGGUGGCCAACCCGUUCGGCCCGGAGAGCCCCAGCCUUGCGUCCGUGGAUCUCCCGCCGGUGCUCGUGGUGGCGCCGGAGAGCGACGUGCUCCGCGACCGCGUGAUGGGGUACGCCGCGAGGCUGAGGGAGAUGGGGAAGGCCGUGGAGGUGGCCGGGUUCGCCGGAGAACAGCACGGGUUCUCUGUCCUCCGGCCGUUCGGCGAGGCGGCCAACGAGCUGAUGCGUGUCCUCAAGCGGUUUGUGUACGCAGGUACCACACGUAAUACGUCCACUGAUGGUUGA
This is a messenger RNA of Triticum turgidum subsp. durum (durum wheat), 1020 nucleotides long. NCBI's taxonomy places the organism in Eukaryota, Viridiplantae, Streptophyta, Magnoliopsida, Poales, Poaceae. The record is from the annotation of a GenBank genome assembly.